AUGCCCCCGUGGCAAGGUGAAGCACUGCGCAAAGUGCAAGUCCUGACAUGGAAAACUGAAAUUGCUGCAAGUGCACGGCAAGCUGAAGCAACACUGCGUUCUUUGCCGUGCGUGCUCGCAAGCUCAAGUACAACUGUGUUGAAUGCAGUGCUUGCCCUCAUGGGUCUGCAUUCGGUGCAGCUCUUAUCCACAUGGCGUUUUGAAAACGCAAGGCGAAGCGAAAUUGUCCCUGCGCUGAAGCCAGAGCUCUGGUAUCGGGAAGAGCUGCGGUGGCGGAAGAUGCCCCAGGCCUUGCCACUCAGCGGCUUGUUGUGGCUUGUGGCAAGUGCAGAUUCUUUUGUCAGAAGGCAGAUCGACCAGCUCAGUCCCUUGCAAAAAACGGGAGUCACAGGCCGAGCGUCCAGGCGUCUCCAAAAAACAGAAGCGAUGAGGCAAAAAGUCUGGGGCACCUAG
Messenger RNA from Effrenium voratum, 453 nucleotides. NCBI's taxonomy places the organism in Eukaryota, Dinophyceae, Suessiales, Symbiodiniaceae. The record is from the annotation of a GenBank genome assembly.